Colletotrichum phormii is the source of this 1356-nucleotide messenger RNA. RefSeq names its product protein-tyrosine phosphatase-like protein. Gene Ontology annotation, cellular component: nucleus. Bases 1 to 1356 code for a protein of 451 amino acids. NCBI's taxonomy places the organism in Eukaryota, Fungi, Ascomycota, Sordariomycetes, Glomerellales, Glomerellaceae. The transcript has 2 exons. Gene Ontology annotation, biological process: protein dephosphorylation. Gene Ontology annotation, molecular function: protein tyrosine/serine/threonine phosphatase activity. The record is from RefSeq and is a predicted model, not a curated record.
AUGGCGAUGAACCGCAUCGACGGCAAGGAGGAGCUUUAUGUGGGUGGCAUCUGGGCUUUGCGCCGCCCUUCGGCACUGAAGGAGCGUAACAUUACCCACAUACUCUCCAUGCUGCGAUUCGACCCAGCCGGUCUCAAAAGUGAGACCGACACCUGGGAGAACUACGGACAGAGCUACAAGCACAUGGUUAUCGGCAUCGACGACGUCGAGGAUGAGGAUCUGCUCAUUCAUCUGCCCAAGGCUGUUCGGUUUAUAGAGGAUGCACUGUACCCUGGCAGCAGCAGCAGCAGCAAGAAGACGGUCACAGACGGGCCUGAAGAGGAGGCCCAGAAGGACAAGAGCUUCGAGGAGAAGGCCAAGCACUUGAAGGCAGCUGUGGCCAAGGAUUUGGGGACCGAGUCUGAGACCGAGGCGGAGACUGCCUCGGCGCCGGCGGCAGCGCCGGCGAAGCCCACGGAUCCGGACGCCAUCCUCCCUGCCCCCCUAUUCGAGAACCUGAAUCUGAGCUCCGACGGGGAGAAGCCGGACCCCAACACCCGGGCUGGCGGCGUCUACGUCCACUGCGCCAUGGGCAAGUCCCGCUCCGUCUCCGCCAUCGUCGCCUACCUCCUCUGGAAACACCCCUCCCGCUUCGGCAGAUCCGCGACCUCGACCGCCGCCGCGCAAAAUGGCGCGUCAAGCGGGGCAUCCAAGUCCGCUGACGAAGCCGCGGCAGCGCAAGAGAGGGCUGAGGCCGCCGUCGCCGCCGCCGUGAAGUGGGUUCGCAACACGCGGGAAAUCGCGGAGCCGAAUCCGGGCUUCAUGAAGCAACUCGAGAUGUGGUGGAUCAUGGGGUGCCCUGACGACGUGGCGUCACACCCGAUCUACAAGCGGUGGGAGUUCCGGAGGGAGAUUGACGAGAGCCUUGCCGCGGGCCAGGCACCGACGAAGCUGCGGUUCGAGGACGAGGAGACGAGCAAGGAGGAGGCGGAGAGCGUCAAGGGUAUGGAGGUGCGGUGCAAGAAGUGUCGCAAGACGCUGGCUACGCCGCGGUUCGUGCUCGAUCACGAGCCUGAUGCCCCCAGGAACCCGCGGCAGCAGCAGCAGCCGUGCGGACACGUCUUUGUGGAGCCGCUGGGGUGGAUGAGGGAAGAGCUGGAGAAGGGGACGUUGGAAGGGCGGCUGUCGUGCCCGAAUCAGAAGUGCGGUGCCGCCGUGGGUAGGUAUAGCUGGCGGGGGUUCCGGUGCAGCUGCGGCGGGUGGGUUACGCCGGGGUUCAGUUUGCAAAAGGGGCGUGUGGAUGAGGUUGCUGCGAGGGUUCCUGGAGGCGCGGCGGCGAUGGGGAUUCGGAUGCCGCCUGGUUCGGGGAGGUUGUAG